AUAUAAUGAGGAAGGAACUUACUUUAUGAAGCGGAGGAGAAAGGGGAAGGGCAGAGAGAAAGGUGGGGGUAGAAAGAUGUUAGGUAAGGCACGACAUCCAUUUGAAAACACAGCCCUCAUGCCAACCAGCCAUAGAGACACUUCAAUGAUCUGACGGAGGGUCACAGCAUCAGACAGCAGCACCAUGAAGACUUUUCUGCUGCUCAUCCUCUCACUGAUGACCGGGUGUGAGGCCUCAUCUAUGGUGAAGGGAUGCAGAGGUGGAUGGGUUAAUUUUACCCACGGAUACCCUGACAGAAACUCAAAAAUUCAACAUAUUGAUUUAGUUAGGGACAAUCAUGAAAAUCCACCAAUCCUUCAAACCAACCAAAAAAACGUGUGGAUAAGUGACGGAAGAUUUUCUGUCUACCACGAUACAGAGAGCAGAAAUAUCCAGGUGGGCAUCAAAGACAUUCAACAAAAAAACUUUGAGGAGUACGAGUUAAAAUUUAGAAGUGAACAUGGACCUAACAAUAAAGACAAAGAAGAAGUGGAUUUGAAAUCAGAUAAAGGCUGCCAGGAACCAUUAAUAAUAACUGUGUCCAGAACAGCUGAAGCCAACAUCUUAUGUGAAGACAACGGAAACAAAGACGAUUUCAGAGUCAGGUUUUUCUGCAAAGAGAACGGUCCAAUCUGUGAGGAUGUUUUAUCAACUAAAUCUGCUCUGAGGUCAAACGGGAGCUUCACGCUCACAGAAACAGAGAGGGGCUUCACUGUGUCCAUCAGUGAUGUGUCCGCACAGCACGCUGGAGUGUACUGGUGUGGAGUGGAAUCAACUGUAAAAAUAAGUUACCGAGCUGCACUCAGGAGAAUACAGCUGAAGGUGGAAGGCUGUGAGGCCUCAUCUCAGGUGAAGGGAUGCAUUGGUGGAUGGGUUAAAUUAACCUGGAAAUACCAUAAAACAUAUGGAAAAUGUGUAAAUGUAACUAAGGGCGCAAUUCAUAUCAAAAACCAAGACAGAUUUUCCCUGUACCAUGAUGCAAUAAACGGAAGUCUCACGUUGGGCAUCAGACAGCUUAAACGUGGAGACUCAGGGAACUACAAUUGUCUACCUGAAACGGACCAAAAUUCUAAUGCAGUGAAAUUGAUAGUUGCUUUAGAUGAAGUGGGCUGCCAGGAACCAUUUCAUCAAACUGCGUACAAAAAAGCUAAAACUACCAUCUUAUGUGAAGACAACGGGAACAAAGACUCCAGAGUCAGGUUUUUCUGCAAAGAGAACGGUCCAAUCUGUGAGGAUGUUUUAUCAACUACAUCUGCUCUGAGGUCAAACGGGAGCUUCACUCUCACAGAAACAGAGAGGGGCUUCACUGUGUCCAUCAGUGAUGUGUCCGCACAGCACGCUGGAGUCUACUGGUGGGGAGUGGAAUCAACUGAAGGAAGUUACCGAGCUGCACUCAGGAAAAUACAGCUGAAGGUGGAAGCUCACAUCAAAAGCUUCACUAGGUCUCCAACUAUUGGACAGAGGAUUACAUACUGGUGUGAAUAUCCAGAGGGUGCUCCGAAAGAGAGAUUCAUCUGUAAGGGAGAAGAUCCAUCUUUAUGUGAACGUGUAGUCAGCACUGCCCAAAACACUGGCAGGUUUUCCAUGACUGAUGAGACGGUUAAGAGAAACAUCACCAUAACAGUGAGAGACGUGACAGCAGGAGACAGCGGGACAUACUGGUGUGGAGCAGAAAGCGAGACUGAAACACAAAGCAACCCGUUCUACCACAGAUUUGUGAUGACUGUCGUGCAACCAACAGCAACCACAUUUUCUGUUACUUCAACGAUGCCGACUACUGCCUUUCCUAAGAGUCGUGAUGGCCUUCAUGUUGUAUACGUUACUGUGAUCGUCUGUGUAGCCGCGCUGCUGCUUCUCAUUUUGAUCCUGAUCUACAAACGCUUCUCAAUAAAUAAAAGAAAUGCAGCAGCAGCGCAUCGCGACAAAGAGGAUUAUAUCUACAAGGAGAUACCGGAGCGCCCCCAGAAGCCUGACUCGGCCGUCUUCCCCUCAAACCCCUCUGCCUCGCUGCAUUACAGUACCAUCAACUUUAAAAGCGUCUCUGGUGAAGCUGCUGAGGUACUGAUGACCAAACCCAGCUCCUCUGCAUGUGAAUAUGCUACUGUGAAGGACACACAAAUAGCAACCUCCUCUGAUGGGCCCUCUUCAGAGGAUCCUCUCUACUCUACCGUCAACAAGACACAGCAGCAAUGAGGAAAGACCACAUCUACUGAAUGUAUGAGCAUCAUUUCAGCUCCUUUAUUUCUGAUCUUUUUUACACUGAAAUCCAGCUCAGACGUCAGGAAUUACACACCGACAUUAAGAUGUUGGGACCUGAAUCCUGACAUUCUUUCGAUCGUCUACAUUGUUUAUUGUUCGACAUCGUGAAGAAAGAACUGGAGAAUUGUUUGAAUGACUUGUUUUUUUUCACUUUUGCAAGCAGAUACAUCAUUAGGCAACUUAUAUUUAAUGUGGGCUGUAUAGACAUUGUGUCAGUACAGCAUGUUUCACUGUGAUAGUGGGGAGACUGAAAAGGUAACAUCACAAAUUGCACAAGAGAACCAACUUGUGCAAAAUCUGGCUGCUACUUCAAGUCAACCAAGCUUUAUUCGACUAAAAAAGCCUUAAGCUGAAUUCACAUGAUGCACGAUUUGCUCUUUGCUGAACACGAGGCUGGACGCAGAGUCUUGUGGUGAAAAUUGAUAGUUGUUUCUAUAGCUACUUCCCUGUUUAGUAAAGCUGUCAUCUGAUUGGUUGUGCAUCGAAAGGUCAGCAGUGGUCAAAGUUGGAAUAAUUUCAACUUUGAUCCCAACACCUCCACAGAAACACACCGGCAACUUGCUUUUAUAUUGAUAAUAAAAAAGGUGUACCUCUGAACCGAGGGGUCUUAAUUGUCCUACAGUUCAUAUUGCAGAUGUGUGUAUA
Molecule: messenger RNA, 2944 nt
Organism: Eleginops maclovinus (Patagonian blennie)
Lineage: Eukaryota; Metazoa; Chordata; Actinopteri; Perciformes; Eleginopidae
Exons: 10
Coding region: 185-2233 (682 amino acids)
Cellular component (GO): plasma membrane
Molecular function (GO): transmembrane signaling receptor activity
Source: RefSeq, a predicted model, not a curated record